This is a messenger RNA of Penicillium concentricum, 1956 nucleotides long. RefSeq names its product Zn(II)2Cys6 transcription factor. The record is from RefSeq and is a predicted model, not a curated record. Gene Ontology annotation, biological process: positive regulation of transcription by RNA polymerase II. Gene Ontology annotation, molecular function: zinc ion binding; DNA-binding transcription factor activity, RNA polymerase II-specific; transcription cis-regulatory region binding. The transcript is spliced from 3 exons. The coding region runs from base 1 to 1956 and encodes 651 amino acids. NCBI's taxonomy places the organism in Eukaryota, Fungi, Ascomycota, Eurotiomycetes, Eurotiales, Aspergillaceae. Gene Ontology annotation, cellular component: nucleus.
AUGGAGGUGCCAAAAGCCCGGGGAGCUGGCAGGUCGGGCCCGCGUCGACGGACAGGGUGCCUAACAUGCAGGGCCCGUAAGGUCCGGUGCGACGAAACGAAACCAAGCUGCUCCAAUUGCGACCGACUCCGUCUACGAUGUCACUACAAACCCCCUAUCGCACCCGGCGCCGGGUGGGGUUCCUCACCAACUCGCCCAAACGAUACAGCUGCAUCGCCGAGUAACACAUCCACGUUAGAGGGUUCGAGCUCAUCCGCUACAGUCACAACUUCAUCCCGCUCUCCCGACAUCAACUUCUUUAGUACCGUACUCCGCGCAGACGGCCACAAAAUACCAGCACCGACAACCACACUUCGGCAGCUCCCGACAGACCAAGACUCUUAUCCUUCCGAGUUCGACAUGCUGGGAUUUAUGGGAGGGAUCACGUCGGAGCUGGAACAGAAACAAAAACACCUGGAUUUGACGACUGGGAUUGCGAUGGCGUUCACCGCUAGUCCGGCGUCGCAGUCGCUACCCGCGACAUUCAUACCAGGCAUGGAUGAAGGGCUUUUUUCAGCGGACCGUCGGAUUCCACUUACCCCAGAUACUUCAUGUUCACUUAUUGAUGGGACCUCGAUUGGCAGCGCUUCCGACGCAGGCGGUACUUCGUAUGAGGACCAGCUGCUACAGCACUUUCUGACUAUUGACCCACCGGCUACUCUUUUCGCGCCGGUAAACAUCGAGUGGAAGUAUAUGCGGCCAGCGCUGCUGGCCCAUGCACGAGAUUCUGGUCCGCUUUUGAAUGCAUUGUACUGCUAUGCAGAUGUCCAUAAAGCGAUGAUGGAAGGGAAACGAUGGCACUGGGCGCCUACUUUCUAUAGAGUGUCCAGUUCGGAGAUCCAAGCUUGUAUUCAUGGCGAGGUGACCGAUUCCACACUCAUCAAAGUUUUUGGUUCUAUUUUUCUGUUAAUGAUAUCCGAGAUCCUCUCAUCUCCCGAAAUAUGCACGGGAACUUCUUAUAUUCACUCAGGGUACCUCAUUCUACACCGAUUCCAUGAUCGCACUCGACAUUGGACCGGUCUCGGUCACCUCCUGGUGUCAUGGGUCUCGCUGCUAGAUGUCAAAUCCCUGAUUGCAGGCCGAGAUGGCGAUCCUCUCGCUGACCUCGGUACCAUCCCAGAACAUAGCAUACCACUGAAACCAAUAGAUAUACAAAUUUCCCAACCACACCCAACUGCGCCAACAGAUACCUACAAAGAAGAAGACAACAUCGAAGACCCAUUCCGCAGUCCCAGCUACCUCGUCUACGAAUCAAUCGUCGGCCCGGCAUUCCGAUUCUUCGUACAAGCUCAACAAGUCGUCCGACGAAUAGUCUGCAUAGACCUCCACCACCGCAGCCGCGGAACCCUCACAGACGAAUUCGAAGUCCUCCAGCUCGCUCACAAAGUCGGCGCAGACCUCGAAACACUCUGGCACAGACGUCCCUCUGUAAUAGACGUCUACGGACGACCAGAAGCACUAACAGAUAUCCUGUGCGCGCCUGUGGCAUUGGAAAUCUGCCGCACAUUCAGACAAUACGUGGCCAAUUUCUUAGCGAAUUUUAUCUACUUGCAUCGCGUUGCAUUUGCAAUAUACCCACGAACAGACCGCGUCAACGGCGCCGUCGAUCAGAUUAUUCAACUGGCUGCAGUUGACUCGACCGGCCCGGAUCAUCUGCCUGUCAGCUUCCUGUGGCCGCUGUUCAUUGCCGGGCUCGAGGGCACAGAGGACCAGCGCAAGUGGAUUGUCCACGAGAUUCAGCGUAUGGCUGCGGCUCACGAAGCUGACUUGGCUCCUUCGGUCACUCGCCACCCAACUGCUGAUAGGGUCCUCGUGCUCGUGGAUGAGAUGACUCGACGACAGGAUGUAUCGCGCACAUGGGCAGACUCGAAAUGUGUGAGGCGGGAAUUGUUUUCAGACUUUUUCAUUAUAAUUUGA